Ipomoea nil (Japanese morning glory) is the source of this 1619-nucleotide messenger RNA. RefSeq names its product UPF0481 protein At3g47200-like. NCBI's taxonomy places the organism in Eukaryota, Viridiplantae, Streptophyta, Magnoliopsida, Solanales, Convolvulaceae. The record is from RefSeq and is a predicted model, not a curated record. The transcript has 2 exons. Bases 108 to 1514 code for a protein of 468 amino acids.
GUAUAGAGCUACCCACUGCCAAAUUACGUACUCUAUCCUUUUGCGCGCGCGCGCACACACAUAUAUAUAUAUAUAUAUAUAUUUCUGAGCUACAAAGACAGUAAGGUAUGAUAGAAAACACGGAGGGAGAUCAACAAGAUUUACCAAUCUACGAGUCAUUAAAAAGGGAUAUAAAAAAUUUGAAACAGUUAUCUUCAGAAGCAUGCAUAUUCAAAGUGCAUGAAGGGCUACGUAGAACAAACACAGAUGCUUAUACGCCAUUGCUAAUCUCCAUCGGCCCUUACCACCAUGGGAAUGCCAAAUUGAGCAAAAUGGAAAAUUUGAAGCUUAUGUAUUUAGACUUAUUUUUGAAAAGAGAAAAACAACCCAGUAUGGAGCAGUGUUGGGAGAAAUUAAAGGAUUCGAAAGAAAAAGCAGCAAGCUAUUAUGGUGAUGAUGAGGACAUACAACUCCUCCUCGAUUCUGCAGGCGAUAAAUUCGUGAAGAUGCUGUUGCUUGAUGGGUGUUUUAUAGCAGAAUUUCUUUACAGGGAAUAUGAUGAAGAAACUAAGAAAGAAGAGGAGGAGGAGCUAAACAAGAAGAAAUGUGAUAAUAAUGCUGUUUUCAUGCCUACUGGGAUGAAAUUUCAAGUUUUUCGAGACCUGUUGCUCCUGGAAAACCAGCUUCCAUUUUUUGUCCUGCAAGAACUCCAUGGCAUGGUUUAUGAUGAGAGUAAACCAAAAUUCUUGGAUAUAGUGAAAAUCACAUUUGCAAGUAUGCUAACAAAGGUAAGGUUGAUUCCCCCAAUUGUCCCAAAUCUUGGGGAUAAUAAUGCCACAGAGAUGAAGGGGCACUUACUUCAGAUAGUUCACAAUCUUUGCAAUCCUCAAAAUGGUGGGAUUCAGGAAGAGAGGCAUUAUUGGACAUUAUGUUUCCCUUGCAGCCUGGGGAAACAAUCACAAGAUUCUAAAGUUGGAUCAUCCGAUAUACGAACAGCAACCGAGCUCCAAGAAGCAGGAGUUAACCUUAAAAAGGUUGUCAAGAGCUCGAGUCUAUUCCACAUAAAGUUCAAUCAUGCUGAACUGGAGAUCCCCAAGUUCCAUAUCACUGAUCCAACAGAGACAUUCUUCAGAAACAUGAUAGCCUACGAGCAACAUUCGUGUGACAAGAAUAACAUGUAUUUCACAGAUUAUGCCCAGUUGAUGGAUAAUCUGAUCAACACAGAGAAAGAUGUGAACUUGUUUCGGAUGAAUGGAGUGCUCGUAAAUUGGCUGGGCGAUGACAAAGAAGUGACUGAUCUUUUUAACAGGCUUUGUAAAGGGGUUGUGUAUUCUUCUUGUGAUGGCUUCUAUUACAGUGAUGUGUGCAACAAAUUGAAUGGACACUACAACAAACCAUGGAAUGUGAUGAUGGCAAAACUAAGGCACGAUUACUUCAACACUCCCUGGGCUGGGAUUUCUACCAUUGCAGCUGUAUUUCUUCUUUCGCUCACUAUUGCACAGACUGUUAUAGCUGUGCUUGAUCUGCGUAAGUAAUAGUCAUGUUUUGUUUCAAGUAUUUUUCCCCUGUAAAAUAUAUAUCAAGACUUGAUUGUGUAAUCCAACUUGCAUUUUCAAUAAUAAAAAUCAUGAAUCCUUGUA